GUGCCUCCAGAAAUUACUGAACCGCCACAACCAAAGACUCUGCUUACCCUUGGACAAAACCACACUCUGACUUGUAAUGCGUCCGGUGAGUCUCUACCAAAUAUAACUUGGACGAAAGAUGGUAUUCCCGUGGACAAAUUUAAUGUGAUAGGAUAUCACUUUCAUUUGAUGAACGUGAAGAGGGAGGAUGUAGGAUCAUACAGAUGUACAGCUAGUAAUGGAUAUGGAGAUGAUGCCACAAGUGUCAGCAUAGUUGGCAUAAGAUAUAAGCAGUCUUUCCUGUAUUAUCAAGGCUGUUUCUCUGAUUACAUCAAUGCCUUUGCAAAUUGAUCAUGCUUUAAAUUGGGACAGGCACAAUUGCAUUUUGAUUCAUGGUUCAAUUUUUCCAGCACAUUAUAGAAAAGUAGUUUUCCCUUUCAGUUCCCGUAAUCUGAUCUCAUUAUAGUUCAGACUUUGUUUACAUUUGUAACACGUGAGUUUGAUACAGAUACCGGUACCUGUGGGUGGAUGUCUUUGUGAAUGCGUUUUUGUCGGCGGUGCACUGACCUUCAUAAGGUUCAAGUUUGAUUUGUUAAUGUGAGCGCCAAGUAUUGCACAGAAAUUUUUGUGUUAAGAAAAGGUUUUGCACGCGAUAAUUACCUUUCUCUUAUCACUCAAGAAUAAAGUCUUGAAAAUUCUGGGAAUAUUUUUUCCCGCGCUUUGUUUCAAUGGCUGGUUGGAACAGUUUGGUUGCCAAACGAGUCUGAUUCAAAACCUUUUGCCUCAGAAGAAAAUACAGAAACACAAAGAUUGUAAAGACAUUUUUUUUCUUAAAACGUUCUCCAACUCGUGAAACAUACUAUUUGUAAAAGUGCGUGAAGAUAACCAUGUCGUUGGGGCAACUGAGUGUAUCCGUAAAGGGAUCACGCUCUUGGAAGAAAGUAUUUUUCAAGUUUUCCAAGAAGUUGAAUAUUCAACGGAACAGUAAAAGAUCACGGAAUUGCUAUUUAUGCAUAUCAAACUCUUUCCCCAGUGCGGCGAACAUUUGUUUUUCUCGGUUCCAGGUGUACGCAACCACUAGCCCCACGUAAUGCGCAUGCUCUCCGUUACGAAUUUUCAAAAUGGCGGACAGGUCAAAGAGGGAAAUCAAAAAAACAAAGCGAUUUUGCAAUGAAUUCUCAAUAUACACCCUCGUUAGAGAGGCGAAUCCACGGAAGAAAGAUACAAAACUGUAUGAUAUUGAGAUCGAUAUGAUAUUAAAUCGAUACCGAGGGCCCGUUUAAUUGCCUUCCGCCACGAUUAUUAGCUUUCUUGACAGCUUUCUGAAGACAGAAUACUUUCUUCCUGAAGACUUCUGAUAUGCGGCUAUUGAUUAUUACACCUCGUACACCUGAUUGCUCAAACACUUUGUUUACGAUUGUUUAAAGGACCGACUCAUGGUUCUCCGUCUUCGUCUUGACAUUGCUUUGAAAUAGUAUAGACUAGUAAGCUGAAACGAAAAAUUAAUCAGGGAAGUUUACGAAAAAUCCAGCAAACAAGCUUUAAAAAGGCAAUUAUUUAGAUUUCAUACUUCAACGAACUUCACAAAUCUUACUUGUUUAUCUUGUAAGUAAACGAUGGCAGAUUAAUUCCCGAAGCGCUUUCUGAGUUUCCCGAUCCCUCUCCUACUGCUUUCACGCUUACAAAACAGGAAAUAUCAAAAGGAGGAAGAUACAGCUGUUUUGAAACACCAUUUGACGAAGGUAAAUCUGCUUUUUGUUUGACACUUUACAUAUCAAAACAAAGGAAAUUUGUUCCUCUUUUUGAUUCUGGCGGUACAUUUUAAAUUUGCGCCUGCGUAAAAGAGAUAUCGCCCGAGACCCUUCGCUCGGUCGUGUUUUGAUCAAAAACGCCUUGUUAAUUUCACGCAACCGCUCGGAGAAAAGGUAAAAAUGACGAGGGAAAAACUUUAUCUUCAAGUUAGAAAAUUAGCGAAAUAGAAAGCCACAAUAUUAUAGUUUAAUAUUUCAGAGGUACAUUGAGUGCUUUUUCCGUAGAGAAUCCGCACGAUGGUAAAACAUUCGAAAAUUACACUCGAUUUGAGUGGGGUGUUGAAGUGGGCGUGGUCACUACAUUCAUGUUAAGACUAUUUGUACCCCAUGAGUUUGAUAUGAAAGACGUCUCUGUUCUUAGCUUGAUAUCAGCAAUGGUCAUUAUUGAGUGUUUACUGACAAAAAGGUGGAAUGUGUGCUAAUUUAUAAUUUUUUUAUUUUGUCGCACUGUAGGUAAUGAUUGUAAAAUUAGGAUCGUUAAAUUAGCAUUACAGAGUGAAACCUGGAAGUCAGCCUUAAAUAACAAAGAGUCAGUUGAGUUCAAAAUAUUGCAGGCAAAAUUGUCAUCAAAUGUAAGUAUUCUGCAGCAUUUCGCAAGUACAUUGGGUGACCACUUUAGGGCAAGAAACCUUUUUAUUUAAUAUGUUCACCAUUCUCUGAUGUUUGAGCGUAAAAUUCCCUGUAAAAAGAAUUUGCGUAUUUUUAAGAUGUCAUAAUGAACCUGGCAAACCUAUGGAAGCUUGUGUACUCGAUACUUUUUUUUCGAGGUAAACGAACCUUUAAGUUUAAAAAGUUCGAUUUUUUUGGAUUUCUUACAUUAGGUAGUAAACCAAAAAUGCAGAAACGAUGUUUUUUAUUUAGGAUACUCCCAAAUAGGUUUAGAGAUCAUAUCUUAAUAGCAAUGGACAAGUUACAACGAUGGCUUGGAGAAGUGGAUUAGUUACACAUUAUAAAUGUGUAAAUUUAACUCAUCAAGUGAGAGAAGUGUUCUGUAAGGUUUAGGGCUGCGAGUAAAAAAUUAUUGUCUCAGACGAUUGGAUUAGAGCAUGGUUUUUUGCUUUGCGUGAACAUUUGAAUUCUGAAUUUUAGCGUUUUUAGAGUUAAAGAUAACUCUUGCUCUUGUAUUUAAGAUUUCUUCAGUUUACACCCAAAAUCUUGGAAAACAGCUGUACACAAUGAGUCUUGUUGAAUUUAGGUAA
Pocillopora meandrina is the source of this 2989-nucleotide messenger RNA. The record is from the annotation of a GenBank genome assembly. NCBI's taxonomy places the organism in Eukaryota, Metazoa, Cnidaria, Anthozoa, Scleractinia, Pocilloporidae.